CGCCGCCGCCUCUGCUGUUCCUCCGGCGGCCCGGCCCGGCCCGCCCGCCCCGCGUCCCCUCCGGCCGGUGCCUCUCCCCCCGGCGGGCUGCCUGCAUGUCUUUGCUGCCCUCAGCCCCGCCGCCACCGCCGCCGCCGCCUCCCCCGCCGCCGCAGCACCAGCACCAGCAGCAGCCGCCCCGCCGCCGCCGCCGCCGUCGCCGCCCGGACCCCGGCGCGCUGAAUGCAGGUGAGGAGGGGGCAAAGGCCCUCCGCGACCCCAGGCCCCCGCGCCUUUGCUUGCCCACCCGCCCGCGAGCCAGGUCCGGGCCCUGCCUGUCGCGGCCGCUUCCCUUCGGGGCGGGCGGGAGUGAGGCCCGCCCGUGGGUGUUUGUGUUUGCGUCUGCGGCCGCGGCUUCGGAGGGGAAGCAUCUGUGGGGGCCUGGUGCGCGCGCGCGCGUGUUUGUGUGUGUGUCUGUUUCCCCUGCCGCGGGGAAAUGGCUGCUGUUGCUCCUUCUGGGCCAGAGGAAGAGAAUGAGACUAAUAGGGAUGCCAAAGGAAAAAUAUGAUCCUCCAGAUCCUCGCAGAAUUUAUACCAUCAUGUCAGCAGAGGAGGUAGCCAAUGGGAAAAAAUCUCACUGGGCAGAAUUAGAAAUCUCGGGUAGAGUGCGGAGCUUAAGUACGUCACUUUGGUCAUUGACACACUUGACAGCACUGCACCUAAAUGACAAUUACCUUAGUCGCAUUCCACCUGAUAUUGCCAAGCUUCAUAAUCUGGUUUACCUGGAUCUGUCAUCCAAUAAACUCAGAAGUUUACCAGCAGAACUAGGAAACAUGGUGUCUCUCAGGGAAUUGCUUUUAAAUAACAAUCUGUUACGGGUUUUGCCUUAUGAACUUGGUCGGCUCUUCCAGCUACAAACUCUAGGUUUGAAAGGCAAUCCUUUAUCACAGGAUAUUCUCAAUUUAUACCAGGACCCAGAUGGAACCCGAAAGCUACUGAACUUCAUGCUUGACAAUCUUGCAGUUCAUCCAGAGCAGCUUCCUCCGAGGCCAUGGAUUACAUUAAAAGAACGAGACCAAAUUCUGCCAUCAGCAUCAUUCACGGUUAUGUGUUACAAUGUGUUAUGUGAUAAAUACGCCACCCGGCAGCUAUAUGGCUAUUGCCCGUCCUGGGCAUUAAACUGGGAAUACAGGAAAAAGGGAAUUAUGGAAGAAAUUGUUAACUGUGAUGCAGAUAUCAUUAGUCUUCAGGAAGUGGAAACAGAGCAAUACUUCACUCUCUUUCUGCCAGCAUUGAAGGAGCGUGGAUAUGAUGGGUUUUUUUCUCCAAAGUCACGUGCCAAAAUCAUGUCUGAGCAGGAGAGAAAGCAUGUGGACGGUUGUGCAAUAUUCUUCAAAACAGAAAAAUUUACUUUGGUGCAGAAGCAUACAGUGGAAUUUAACCAAGUGGCAAUGGCUAAUUCAGAUGGAUCCGAAGCUAUGCUGAACAGAGUGAUGACAAAAGAUAAUAUUGGUGUCGCUGUGGUAUUAGAGGUCCACAAAGAACUAUUUGGAACAGGUAUGAAGCCUAUUCAUGCUGCAGACAAACAGCUGCUUAUAGUGGCAAAUGCCCACAUGCAUUGGGACCCAGAGUAUUCUGAUGUGAAACUUAUCCAGACCAUGAUGUUUGUCUCAGAGGUUAAAAACAUUCUGGAGAAAGCCUCUAGUAGGCCUGGCAGCCCAACUGCAGAUCCUAAUUCCAUCCCGCUGGUGCUAUGUGCAGAUCUUAACUCAUUGCCAGAUUCAGGUGUUGUGGAAUAUUUAAGCAAUGGAGGAGUAGCUGACAACCAUAAAGACUUCAAGGAACUAAGGUACAAUGAGUGUCUUAUGAACUUCAGCUGCAAUGGAAAGAAUGGAAGCUCAGAAGGGAGAAUCACACAUGGCUUCCAACUGAAGAGCGCCUAUGAAAAUAACUUGAUGCCUUACACCAAUUACACCUUUGAUUUCAAAGGCGUGAUUGACUACAUUUUCUAUUCCAAGACUCAUAUGAACGUGCUUGGUGUCCUGGGGCCUUUAGAUCCUCAAUGGCUGGUUGAGAACAACAUCACUGGGUGUCCACACCCUCACAUCCCUUCAGACCACUUCUCACUGUUAACACAACUUGAACUCCACCCUCCACUUCUGCCUCUUGUCAAUGGUGUUCACUUGCCUAAUCGGAGGUAGUGGAGUACUGCCCCGCAAAGACGGGGGGAUCUGUUGCUAUGGACCUGUACAGUUGUAAAUCAAAGUAUGUAGGAGUGAAGUAUGGCCAUCCUUAAGCUGCUUCUUCAGGUUCCUUUCAUUAUGUGUUUGCUCUAAGAUUUUGUACAUUUUUGUGCAUAUUGGUAUCAUUUGGCACUAGGGCUGGAACCAAAGUAUUACUUUCCAAAUUUUUAAUUUAACAUGUUUUUAAAUUGGACCUUUUUCAUAUUAUCUUAGAGUCAGCAUUUGUAAUUAAUAAGUCACCAAUUCAAGGCCCAACAAGUGUAUUUGUUUUUCCAAAACAAAUACUUUCUUUUGAAUGGUUUCAAAUCAACCAUUUUUGUAAAAGGCAAUUAAAAAGAACUAUAAAUAUAACAUUUUAAACUGAAUGAUGGCAUGCCUUGCAGGAAAAAUUUCUUGGAUUUCUGUUUUCCAUUAUAACAAACUGGUUUUUGACUCCCCAAGUCUUUUGCACAUUAACAAAGCACUUAAAUUUGCUAGAUCUGUACAUAAACGAUGAUAUAGCCUUUAACCAUAAUAAGAAAAAUUGAGAAAUUAAAGGUGGUUGCACAAUAUGCUUUCAAAAUCAAGCAUUUAACAGUACAUGACAGUUGGGCAAGUGCUGGUUAUUUUUUUGUUUUGUUUUGAAGAAUCACUCUGUAUUUUGUUCCUCUAUUAGUUGUAACCACAUUAGAAGUAUUAAUUUUAAGACUUUCUCUCCAGUUUAUUUAUUGGGGAACAGUGGGUAAUUUCUACUGCCACACAUCUUGAAAAUAGAAUUUUUUAACAUUUAGGAUACCCACAAAAUUAGUGUCCAGUAUUUUUAAUUAUUCCCAUCCACCUUUUUCUGCCUGGUUGUGCUAAAGAAACAGAUAUUAUAUGAUCUGUACGAUUUUGCAGGUAUAAUCAAAUGUUAAACAAACAAACAAAAACCAGAACAACUGCUGAAUGAAAAGACCCUGAUCAAAGUUUUAAAAGGGAAAAGUGAUACAAAUAUUUCAUGUGUUCCCCAAAGUAGGGCAAGUGUCUGCUGGUUUUGGCUUUUUGAGGUGGAAAAGAUUUUGGAGGGAGAGAGAACAGGGAGUAGUUGAAAACCUCAGAUCAUUUUUCCUGACUCUAGUUGCCAAAUGGCCAUUAUAUGCUUUUAAUCUUUGUUUCUGUUGUCUGUCAGGGUUGAAUUAAGAAGCUACUGGUUUAUUCCCAACUGUUGAUGCUCUUUAGAAACUUUGGAAUCCUUUUUUUGCCCAGGAGGGGCCAGUUGAAAAUCUGUGACUCAAGAGGCAGUGAACGUAAUAACCGUUUUCUGGGGGAAAAAAUUGGUUGGCUACUUGACGUUAAUUAUGGCACAGUAACAGGAAAAGGUUGUGUCUGUGUUUUUAAGUUUUUCUUUAUUCUGCUUUUUUGCUGCUAUAAGAGUUUUCUGAAAUUUAUAUUUUAAACUUUUCAUGCACUUUACUGUUUCUAGUCUCAAAAUGUGAUAUUUUUAAUAAACAAGAAAUUUUCCAUUAUGUGAAUGAAAUUUUAAAAGAAAAUAGCCUAUAUUUGUGUCUCACUAAUAUAUAAAGUACAGGUCAAAUUUAAAUUAUUUAAUUAGUUUUAAAUAUAUACAAUUUGUCUCCUCUUUCAAACCUGACAUCGUAGGCUGUUUUAUUAGUCUUAAAUGAUGCAUUUCCUUUGGUCAUUUUAUACUAAUUUCUUCCAUAGUAAAUUAAUCAGGCUAUAUAAUAUUUCCCCUGAAGGGUAAUUUUAGUGGGACGAGGGUGGUGGGAUGAUGUAAUGUCGUAUAUGGGAUCGCAUCAGAAGGGUUCUGUAAAGCCUAAACUCCCUUUUAAAAGUGCCUAGUGAUAGAGGCGUUGUUUGUCAUCUUUUAUAAUUGGAAUGUAAUUGUAGUUGAGUGAAGUUUGAUGUAAAUAAAAUAUUCUUUUAAAAAUGGUAAAGUACCAGAAUAAACAAACAGAAACAAAGAAACAACCCUUAAGGUGACAGAUUUUCCUCAAUGUGCAGGUGUCCCUUCUUAUAUACCUCAAACAUUCAACAUCUAGCCAUGCAAAUUGAUUACCUGAACCAUAGUACUGGAAAGUAGAAUAGCAUGAAAAACUUAAUUUUGUGGACAUUACCUUUUUUUGUAAUCAGCUACUGUAUGUUUUAUUUUAAAUCUUUUGUUUUGGGUGGAUUUUCUGCUCUGGAGGUAUAUGCACUAACAAAACAUUUUCCUCCUUUCAUAUACGCAUGUUAAUUAGCAAUGUGAGCAAUAUUUCCUACCAUACUUCACUCCCGAUAUUUUUUGAGAUGUUUGUAUAAAAUGGAAUUUAAAGUUCACUUAUGAUUGUAUAUGAACCACAGAGGAGCCCAUUUAUUAAUAAAAAAAAAAACUUUUUUAAUAGUUAAAUGUAGAGGGAAAAAAUAAAAAAAAAAUUGGGAAACAUUGUAAACAGCUUAAGUUUAUUUUGUGUAUGAUCGAGGCACUCUGUUGCAGGAAGGUGUGUAAUUGGGUUCUCUCUGCUUCCAAAUGCACUCUUUCAAACCAUUCAUUAUCCUGUGUAUUUUUAAUGUGGUUUUAGUAAAUGUUGGUAGUAGCUCUGUUGAAGUAGGUAAUUGUGUUAUGUUUUGGGUGGCACACACACUUGGGGCAUGGUAACCCAAAUUUCAUGUGCACGGUUUCCCUUUAGCCCACUGCCCAGAUUUCACACACUUUCACCCUUUGUUCCCUUUGUAAAAGGAGUGGUAUCUGUUUUGAGCUGCCAAUUCAGAUGAUCAGAAAUGCUGCUCUCCUCAGUAUUGUCUUGUUAAAACGCAUGCCAUUUGGAACUUUGGCAGUGAGAAGCCAAAAGGAAGAGGUGAAUGACAUAGGGUGUAUAUUCAAUGAAAGUAAAAUAUUUAUGCUUAUAUACUUUCUAGUUCUCAGAAUAAGUUUAAUAAGCUUUAUGCCAUGGGGCUGCUGCAUAUUUUAUGUGAAGUUAAGAGAAAAUUUGGGCAUUUUUAGGUUGUGAUAAUGUGUUGUGUUUUUUUUUUAACUGUUAAAUAUGAUUUCUGAUCUUUGUGUAAGAACUGGAGUGUUCUUUAAAUUUAUUGAAACAGUGUUUGAGGAAGGGAAAACUGCACUGUUUGCUAUUACAACAGUCCUACAAGUGCAUGUCAAGUCACCCACUCUCUCAGGCAUCAGUAUCCGCCUCAUAGCUUUACACAUUUCGAUGGGGAAUAUUGCAGCAUCCUCAGGACUGACAUCUGAGAAAGGCUCAAAUCCACUUACUGCUCCUUGCUUGUUGACUUUGUUUUAAAAUAUUGUGCCUGGUGUCAACUUUUAAGCAACAGCACUGCCUAAAAGCAAGCAGAGAACAGAAUCCCAGCACCAUUCUAUAGGCAACUUUUUAGAAUUCAGAUAUAGUAAAUCUGUUCGAGAUUUAUGAUGUUUUAUGUAAAAAAAAAUUU
This is a messenger RNA of Panthera uncia (snow leopard), 5627 nucleotides long. RefSeq names its product CCR4-NOT transcription complex subunit 6 like (gene CNOT6L). The record is from RefSeq and is a predicted model, not a curated record. NCBI's taxonomy places the organism in Eukaryota, Metazoa, Chordata, Mammalia, Carnivora, Felidae. Gene Ontology annotation, cellular component: nucleus; cytoplasm; CCR4-NOT complex. Bases 96 to 2180 code for a protein of 694 amino acids. Gene Ontology annotation, molecular function: poly(A)-specific ribonuclease activity; protein binding. Gene Ontology annotation, biological process: nuclear-transcribed mRNA poly(A) tail shortening. The transcript has 12 exons.